Portunus trituberculatus (swimming crab) is the source of this 8996-nucleotide messenger RNA. It is a transcript of the gene Lerp, whose product is annotated as cation-independent mannose-6-phosphate receptor-like. Gene Ontology annotation, biological process: lysosomal transport. Gene Ontology annotation, cellular component: trans-Golgi network; late endosome; plasma membrane. The transcript has 4 exons. Gene Ontology annotation, molecular function: D-mannose binding; signaling receptor activity; insulin-like growth factor binding. NCBI's taxonomy places the organism in Eukaryota, Metazoa, Arthropoda, Malacostraca, Decapoda, Portunidae. The record is from RefSeq and is a predicted model, not a curated record. Bases 254 to 4159 code for a protein of 1301 amino acids.
CACACAAAACAAGGAAGCGGUGGUGGUGUUUUGGAGAAAAUAUUCUUCCGCAUUAACACCACAUAUAUACCUGAUAGAUUUAUCGAAUCAGUUGUCAUUAAAGGCUUAUGACUUAUUAUAAAAUCACAUUUGACUAGGGUGUGUUGUAAUGAUGCGAUGCUGACUAAUAGUCAUGUGACAGGUUCUCGCUGACCCAGCCAGCAGCCUCGUCACUCGGCCUUACUCCUUGUUCAAACAUCUGAAGGCUGCAGACAUGGCCCGGCUAAGGUUGUUGUCUGGCACAUUUUUCCUCGCUGUGGUGAUAUCCACCACGUUGAGCAAUGAAUUUCCUUGCACAUUGGUGGUGGAACAACGGGAAUACGACUUGAGCAGUCUGGCCACCGUGGACCACUAUCAAGUGAAAGUGAUUAAUGCUUAUGGCAAUGACACUGUGAUUUAUCUAAGUGUGUGCCAUCCUCUCAGGAAUGCCCCAAGUGGCUGUUCUGGUAAUUAUACUGCUGUGUGUAUCGGUGAAGUAUCUAGUGAAAACACCACUACAAUCACUGUGCCUAACGCUGGGCGAGUGAUCCAGACGUUACCUACUCUGACCAACAAUAGUCUAUUCAGAUUUCACGGACAAAUGGUGGAGUAUGUGAUGGAUGGUGGGAAUUCAUGUCCUGAAGCAGGAAUCGGGUAUCGUACCAGCAUCAACUUCAUAUGUAGCCAGGAGGAAGAGACUGGUCCAGUACUUAUGAGCUUCACCAGGUGCCAGAUCCAAUUUGGUUGGAUGACACAGGCUGCUUGUCCACGCCGUUUGGAUGUGGUCACUGACACCCCAUGCUCCAUACAGUUUCCUUCCUCUGCCCACAAGUUACACUUACAAACCUUGCGUGCUGAAACAUUUUUCUCAGCAUCCUCUGUUCAACCCAAUGCAGAGUAUGAGAUCAACAUCUGUGGUCCUGUUUUGAAUGGGUCUUGCAAUGGCAAAGGUGUGGCUCUGUGUCACCACCCGGAGGGCAGAAAUCCUGAGGUCAUGGCCACCACGCAAGGCAUGAAUGUUAGGUGGGAAGAACACGAGACCCUUAUUCUGACCUACCAAGCAUCUGAGCAGGGAAAGAAUGUGGAAGUUAUGUUUAGAUGUGACCGUGGUACUGCCAAGACCGAAGUCGACUAUAUAUCACAGAAUGACACGAUUAUGUCCUUUGGUGUACGAACAUCUGCAGUAUGCCCUCCAUCUCCUUAUCCAAGCUGUGUGCUGGAGGGCAAUGAUGGCAGUGUGUAUGACUUGCGGCCUCUCCACAGGGCGCAAGGUAACUGGGAGGUGCUUCAGUCGACUGAUGAUGACCAGGAGAUUUUGUACUUCCUCAAUAUAUGUGGACCAGUAAACCCUGGUAGGCAGUACACAUGUCCUUCAGGUGUUCUUGGGGCAUGCAUGGCUGGAGUAAGUGAACAUUCUGCUUAUAAUCUAGGCCUCCUGAACUCUGAACCAACAAUCAACACCAAAGACCACUCCAUCACUGUCAUCUACAAUGGAGGUGAACCUUGUAAGGGAGGCCAGCAUAGCUACUCCACCAGAAUCAACCUGAUUUGUAGCCAUAAUGAACAUGGUCCAGUCCUAGUGAAAGAAACUGAAACUUGUGAGCAUGUUUUUGAUUGGCUGACCCCAGUGGCAUGUCCACGCCACUUAAAGAAUGGGAAUGAUUGCCAAGUUAAAGAUCCUCUAUAUGGUAAUGUCUAUGACCUCAAUCCAUUAAGAAAUAUUCACAAAGAUUAUAGAGUGAUUGGUGAGGGAGAUGAGUUUUUCAUCAACGUGUGUGGUCCACUAGUAUCUUCCUGUGAGGGUCAAAAUGGUACCUCAGGAGUAUGUCAGAUCACUAAUGGUCAACAGUUUAGUGCAGGACUUUAUACAACUCAAGUAACCUUCAAUGAUGGAACUUUAAUUGUAGAAUACACAAAUGGAACAAGUGGUUGCCAGGGUAAUGUCUCUAGAUCCUCACAGAUAAUCUUUCUCUGUGACCAUGAAAUAAGUGGCAGAGAUGGCCCCAAAUAUUUGAGAGAAAGUGGAUGUUCAAACAAGUUUUUCUGGAAAACAAAGUUUUCCUGUCCCUCAUUCCAUGUUGUUGACUGCACUCUGUACACUGCAGAUGGAACGAUGUACAACCUUCAAGAAUUGUCUUCAUCUUCCUCAAACCUUGAAUACUAUACAGCAGAUGAUAAAAAGUUUGUACUGAAUGUGUGCAGGUCUGUGGUGCACCAAAAAGGCAGCAGGUGUGCAUACAGAGCAGGGGCAUGCAUUGUAGAUCGCACUCACCACAACGAUUCUGUAAAUAUUGGAGAGGUGCAAAGUGGACUCUAUCUUGAAGAUGGAAGACUCAUGAUAAAAUAUUCAGGAGGUGACCAAUGUGUUGGGCAUGAACAGUUAUACCAAACUGUCAUCGAGUUAAAAUGUGAUGAAGAUGAAACCUACCCUAUCCCACAGUUGAUUGGUAAAGAAAACUGUACUUAUUAUUUUGAGAUUAAAAGUGCAGCAGCUUGCCCAAUAUCCAUGAAAAAUAACAGUAUGCCUCUGGUUGGAAAAGACUGUGCUGUCAAAAGCCCCAGUGGUUAUGUUUUUGAUCUCAGUUCUUUAAAACAAAAAACUGACUUUGAAAUCAAGGACAGCCAAAAUGCCACAUUGACUCUUAAUGUCUGUGGAGCUUUAAAUAAUCCAGAAUGUCCAGGAGAAGGUGUUGGUAUCUGUAGCAAUGGUGUUAGUGCUGGUCAGGCAAAUGCUAAUCUUUACUACCUUCCUGAGCACCUCUCUCUACACUACACUGGGGGAGAGCAAUGCCAUAGUAAUAUAAAACGCUCCACCAUUAUCACUUUUGUGUGUGGUGCUGAAAAUGUGACAGAAGGUCCUGUCUUGGUCUUUGAUGAUAAUUACUUCUGUAUGUACUUCAUUACUUGGUACACUGAAUUAGCUUGUGAAAAGAGGAUACCAUGCUUUGUGGAUACCUGGACCCACCGUAUUGAUCUCUCUCCACUCAUCAAGUCAACUGACAAUUAUGAAACUGUCAACCCGGAAAAUCCCAAGGAAAAAUUUUACCUCAAUGUAUGUAGACCAUUGAAUCCCAUUGUUGGUCUUAACUGUCGGCCAGGAUCUGCUGUGUGUCUUUUCAAACCAGGUCUACAUGGAAACAAUCCUCUCAGCCUUGGCCAUCCCAAUACAAUGCCAGUAUCUAACAACAAUGGUGCCAAUAUUAUGUACACACAUGGAGCCAAGUGUACCACUGAACCUGACUACAAUCUAUCUUCAAUGAUACACUUCAUAUGUGAUCCAAGUGCAGGCAAGGGAAAGCCAGUGUUCAAGAUGACACAUGACUGUCAGUACCAGUUUGAGUGGCGCACAUCAGUGGCAUGCGAUAUAUUGUUCAAGGAAGAAGAUUCUGGUCCACAGUGUCAAAUCAGAUAUGAUCAAGCUAAAGCAAACAUUGAUCUGAAACCUUUGUAUCGCCCUGAAGGGUAUCAUGUGCAGUUUGGAAGCAAAACUUUCACUGUAAAUGUUUGUGGUACAGCAUGCAACAAUUCAGGUAGCUGCUCUUCUGAUGGCAAUAGUUAUGGCUUGAGCAACAAGUCCGAACUUUACUGGUAUCAUGGUCAACUCAUACUUAAGUAUUUUGGUGGUAGUCAGUGUGUUGGAUCUAUUUCUGGGCAUAAAACCACUACUGUAUACUUUGAAUGUGAAAUGAGUGCAGGUUUCGGUGUGCCAGUUCCUGAUGAUCUGAUGGAAUCUCUGGAAUGUCAAGCCAUUUUUAACUGGAAAACAAAUGUGACGUGUAUUGAAGGUAUUUAUGCUACAGAAGACACACCUACAAGCACAUCUUCAUCAAAUAGCACUGCAGGACAGAAUAUCUCUUCCAAAGAUUCACUUACAGACAACACUACUACAACCCACUCUAGUGUAACUGCUGUCAUUGGAACUAUUUUGGUUGUGUGUGGUUUGGUGCUUGUGGUGGCUUUAGUCCUUAUCAAAUCACGGCAUGGGAAUCGUAUUGUGGCUGCCACUCGUAGACUGUUUGGAAUUCAUGGGUAUGGUCAUGCCCGUCAGUCCCAAAUUGAAAAUUCCACCUUAUUAGGAGAAACAAAUUCAAUUAGGAUUUUCAGGAGAGAUGACAGUGAUGAUGACAUGCUCAGAGUGUAGAUAUUCUAGCAGUCAUAUUCCUUGGUAUGCUAGUCAUUUGCAAUGACCAAAGUAGUGUAAUGGUGUGCAGUUUGUUAUUACACUUAGUUUUUGUAUGAAGUGAUAAUUGGAGUUGCUGUGUUUGGUGAUAUUAUUGUAUUUCAAUGUUAUAUAAGUUACACUUAUUCAGAUGCAGUGAAAUUAAUUUUUAUUUUUUUUAUUUAAUUUUAUUUUCCCAAAAGAAUGGUACUUUAUCUAGCUAAUUUAAUUGGAACAACUUUGUGAAAAUAUCUUAUUGGGCUCAGCAAAGACAAAUAUUUAGAUAAUUCUCAAGGAAUUAUAUCCAGUAUUAUUAGAUACUUAUACAUCUUUGUAAAUAACUAGAUUGAUUGAUAAACCUGGAGAUCAUGCUUACUAUAAAAUUGUAUUUCUAAAUAUAUGGUGAGCUGAACACUUAUUCUGUUGUUUUCAAGGGAAUUCUGUACACUACUAGUCAUAUCAAAAGUAAUGUUUUACUAAUUUAUAUGUAAUUAAUUUAUGGAGUUUGCAAUAUAAAUUUUGGUAUGCAGAGUAUGUAGAAGUAUUGUAACAACUAAAUCAUCUGCAAUUUCAGGUGUGAAACUAGAUUUUUUAAAAACUAUUUUCUUCACACUUUACAUCUUGUAGAUCUGUUAGAGUGGUGUACAGUUAUGUGAUAGGCUUACAGGCAAGAAGACCUUGAUUCAAUAUCCAUAUCUAAUAGAAAAAAAGAUGCCAUUAGGUCAUAUGAUGUGGUAUCUGACUUAUCCUUAUAACCAUUCAGUGCAGCCAGUUUUCAGCUGUGAACUUGCAUAGCCUAAUGGCAAGUGAUAAUGUUCAGAAAAAAAUGUUGCUAAAAUUAGUUUCAUUUAAUGUUGUGCCAUUUCUCAAGUGUUGUGACUAUAACUGUCAACAUCAUACUUGGAAAUGUAUGCUGUGAUUACAGUUUUCACUAUUUGAUAAAUAACUUAAAUGAUCACACACACACACACACACACACACACACGUCAAUUUAGAAUUAGAUACAUUCCAAGAGAUGUUCCUUUUAAUCCAUUUCACAUUCACUUGAUAUGUUUGUUUAGUGAAUAACUAAAUCUGGUUCUUGAAAGGAACUUGAAGCAUCAGUAUUAAGUAAAUAUAAUGUAAUAAUCUGUUGUUUCCAUUUUCAUUUUGAAGUGGCCUUCCUCUUCAUACAAAGUGUAAGUCAAGAAAACUGAAUAAAUAGAAGAAAAAAUCAAAUACCUUCCGGUGAUAUUUUAACACAUUUUUUGUUGACAUCUUUAUGAUUUAAAUUUUUUGUGUUACACGUGUAUAUGCAAACAUUCAUUUUGUAAUUCUGUAUAUGAAAAUGUUAUGUGAAUUUCUUGACUGUCUGUUUGGAGGAUUAAAAGAUCAUCUGAUACUGAGAUGCUAAUUAGUGCUAAGCUUAUAUACUACUACCAUGAAGUAAUAUGCCAAGAAAAAUGUGAUGGCAUACACACUAUUUUCUUUUCAAUCCAAUUAUUUUGUGCUUUACUGUUAAUGAAUUUUCUAUUUCAUGAGAGGAAAUAAUAGAGCUAUCAUUGUAUAUACUUUGCAUUUUAGUUCAGUCAGAAUAUUAACAAAAUAACAUAGAGAAACAUUUAGCAGCAGGCAGGAGAAACUACCAAAAUGGUCAAGAUUAGAUCCUUCACAAAACUGGUGAGUCAUUAAUGAUUUUUACAUCAUUAUUAACCUGUCAUAUAAAGUUUGUUAGAGCACAAAACAAUGAAGGUAAUAUAUACAAAGAUGCAAGCCUGUGUUGCAUACUGUAAUGAAAAACACAUAUAAUUAAUUUUGAUAUUUUUAACGUAAGAUCAGUAUGAAGAGGGAAUAUCCCCAAAUUAUAGUAGAAUCAAUAAUAUAAUAGAAAUUUAGAUGUUAGUCUUUCAAAAAAAAUUUCAGUUAACUAAUCUGGAAGAGAAAAAUAAUGAAAGUAGCAUAAAGGAAGGAUGGUUCCACAUGCAUAAGAAUACUGAAGAAAGAGGGAAACAAAUAAGAUAUAAAGGCUACAGGGAUUUCAUAUUGGAAAAGAGCAGUAGUUUUAGCAUAAUCCAAAUGGAGACAAGUAAAGGCUGUUUCCUUCACCUAACUAUGUGAUACAUGCCACACCAUGACAAAGUAGUUCGUGGGUUUAUUCCACAAAUUAUGGCCAUACCUGUGUAAAAAAUAAAUAAAUAGUAAUAAUACUAACUAGAAAAUAUCAGAGAAUAGGAAUGACACUUAAGAUUCUGUUGUAUAGCAAAUGAUCUGGAUCUUAGUAUGCAGCAACAUGCAUGAAACAACAUAGCACAGGCAGUCAACUUUUACUUCAAAAUUAUGGCUCAAUAUCAAAUCAAAGGAGAAAAUUAGAGAUUGAAAAGCAUGUUUUUUUUUUUUUUUUUUUUUUUUUUUUCCUGCAGACUCAAUAGUGAGUUAUAAAGGCACCAAAAACUAGAUAUUGUAUAAGUGAGUGUAAAGCAGAGUAACUGUAAUCUAACUUAGAAAGAGAUAAAUAUACAUGGAGACUGUGCCCAAAGAAACAUGAAUAAAGAUUGGGACAUUGGCCUUUCAAAACAUAAAACUUAAAGGAAGAAUGUAUUUUUCUAGACUGGUUUCUUCUUAUAGAAGAAGUUGUAAAAUUAUUCCAGCAAAAUUUACCUUACCUCACUGAAAGAUGAUUUUAUACUAAAACACAAUGGUUAGUUCCAGCAGUCACUUGAAAAUUGCUAAACUUCAUUAACAGAGAGCACAAACAUCAUGUAUGACAAAUAUAAUUUCUACAAAGCACCAUGUCUCUUAGCAUACUGCUUCAUAACAGCUGCUUAUCUCAUAUGAGAGAUUAAGUUUACAUCAGUUUCCUGUUUGUCAGAGUGAACAUCCAAAGAAAAUAUGUAUUUCACUUUGUAUAGCACACACACACACACACACACACACACACACACACACACACACACACACACACACACUGUAACAAGUUUCUUUGGUUAUUGCUAGAGGUGAAGGUACAAGUUAUUCUAAGUAGAUACCUCAAUACACAUAAUUAUACAUUUUCAGACGUUUAGCCAUGAGAUGAAAUUUGAAUGAACGAUCAGCCUGGUAUCUUGGUGGGUGUAUUGACAUAGGGUGUCCAGUGGUGAAAUUGUGAGUCAUUUAGCUUUCAUGUAUACAUGUUUAGAGGUAUUACAGUAUGCUGAGAUGAGUUUUAUUAAUGGACUGGUGAUUUACUGCUAAACAUUACACAAUGAUAGCAUGGCUGUAAUUAAUGAUGAAUAAAUUAACAAGCUCAAUCUUAAAUAAAUAAAGUCAUAAGAUUAGAUAAAUAAAUAAUGAUAAGCCUUGCCUUGCCUGCCUGGGCACAUAGGGUGAAGGAGUGAGAUACAGUAAAUCAGCUAAUUGCGGGCCAAUCACUUACAAUUUCAAAUCAAGACGGUAAUGAACAUGAUUUUUGAGGAAAAAUCUUGGAAAUGGCAUGCAUUUCUAGCAGGGUGGAGUAUGUGGACAUAGUGUUUAUAUGACAUGAAGAUCUGCCAGGGCCAGUUCUUUUAUCAGUUGGCCGGCCAGACUUGAAUUUUGUCCAGUGGUUUAACAACACCUCAAAAUGCAUAUGUCUAUAGAAUAUUUUCCACCUACAAUAACCUUUACUUUUGCCUCUAGUGAUAUCCACAGAAGCUUGUGUUAGAUUACCCCCCUCCCCCCAACACACAUGUAAAUAUGUACUGUAUAUACUCAAGUACGAGUAAUAAUCAAUCUAUUGCAAAACCUUGGCUUAGGUUUUUUCACAGUUGUUUUAACCCAUGUGACACAUGUGAAUUUUUAAACCAUAUUUAUCUGUAAACAAUACUGGGAAACAAAAAUAAUACAUGAGUGAUACUUUAUGUAUUGAUUUCACUAUAAUCACUGGAUUCUUGAAGGAGCAUGUGAUUGCAUUUCCCAGAAAUCAUUAAAAUUUUAACAAAAUACUACCAAUUUGUUUAUCUAAGGCAUUCAGUUGGUGAUAGUAGUAUAUUACUGACAUCUGUUUAUACAAGUUAUUUACAUUGUCUGUUUCAAUAAUGUUUUAAAGUAUGUGACUCAAACAAAGGCAAAAAUGUAAUGGGCAAAAACUUGUGAUGCAAUAUUGAUGUCUGUGUACAAUAUUAUGGUAGUUACAGUAACAUAGAUUUCAAUCACUAAAAUGUAAUUUUCACAUAAAAGUUGAUCUCAUACACUUAUAUCUAAAAUUGGUCUCAAAGUACUGACCUAAUUUCAAAUAUAUACAGCAUGUAUGUUAUCACCACUUACCUAUUAUACACCAUUGCUUAUUGUUUAUCCAUUAUGUUUGAGAAUUAUGUAAAGCUUCAUUUAAUGUAAACUAUUCUGUUAUUUGAAUAUGUACAAUAUACAGACCAUAUAUACCACAAAAUAUGCUGCAAUAGGUAAACAUAGGAAUAAUAAAGAAAGAGGGCGAGAGAAUAAUUUCAAGGAAAUCACAUAAUUGCAUAUACUGUAUAUUAUAUUGCUGGAGUUCUCUCUCUCUCUCUCUCUCUCUCUCUCUCUCUCUCUUCCUUUUUUAAUUGAAGUUGUGUUUUAAUCUUUGUUCUCAAAGGUAUCUUUUGUUUGAGUAAUGUCCAUUUAAAAAAUAAUUUUGAUUAAUAUCAUUAUACUAUAACUCGGUAUGAUAUUAAUUAAAAGUUACUGCACUAAUUUUAAGUUAGAAUUUUCUAGUUCCACAUUCAGACAUCAGCAGGUCUACCACCAAUGGUCAAUCCUAGCUAUUUCUUAUAAUUUUCUGUAACAUGUGACUAACAGUUUACUCAUUCUGUUGCUGAUACCAUUUAAUUAAACACAAGGUCAAUUUUGA